AUGGCUGCAGGAGGCGCAGGGUUGGGAGUGUCCCUUUCCCAAUUUACUAAACUAAAUGAAAAGAUCAUUGCUAACGCAGAAUCUCUCUCAAGUACCAUAAAUGAUCGUCAAGACCAAGUCGACUCGCUGGCUGAGGUCACCCUUCAAAACCAUAGAGGCUUAGACUUGUUAACUGCCGAAAAGGGAGGCUUGUGUUUAUUUUUGCAGGAACGAUGCUGCUUCUACGUCAACAAAUCGGGGAUUGUCUGCAACAAGAUCAAGCAGCUCCAAGACGACCUCGCUAAGCAGAAACGAGAGAUGGCACAAAACCCCCUGUGGACUGGCCUAAAUGGACUUUUGCCCUACCUCCUCCCUCUUCCGGGCCCCCUCCUGUCUCUAUUGCUUCUCGCCCUUAAGCCAUGCAUUCUCAACCGGAUCAUAGCCUUUGUAAAACAACAGGUCGAAAACAUCAUGUCUCGACCCAUUCAGGUCCAUUAUCGCCGGCUGGAAAUGCUGGACCGAGAAAUGCUCGAUAAACCCGAGUGCCCAUAA
Molecule: messenger RNA, 531 nt
Organism: Condylura cristata (star-nosed mole)
Lineage: Eukaryota; Metazoa; Chordata; Mammalia; Eulipotyphla; Talpidae
Product: syncytin-1-like
Source: RefSeq, a predicted model, not a curated record